Molecule: messenger RNA, 1938 nt
Organism: Coffea eugenioides
Lineage: Eukaryota; Viridiplantae; Streptophyta; Magnoliopsida; Gentianales; Rubiaceae
Product: aldehyde dehydrogenase family 7 member B4
Exons: 16
Coding region: 141-1667 (508 amino acids)
Molecular function (GO): aldehyde dehydrogenase (NAD+) activity
Source: RefSeq, a predicted model, not a curated record
AGCAGUAUACAGCUCAUGCUUAGCUCUCCUACUAUGUGCUAAGGCCGGAUUACAUAAUCCCAACCCGCUCAAAGAUUUUGUCAUCUGAUCAUCCAAAGUCUCAAUCUUUUCUCCAACCGUAUUCUCUAAAUCGUUCACCGAUGAGUUUUGGGAAGAAAGAGUACGAGUUCUUGAAGGUGAUCGGCAUCGGCCCUCGUACUCCUGGCUGUUAUAUCAACGGCCAGUGGAAGGGAAAUGGCGCUCUUGUUUCCUCCGUAAAUCCCGCCAGCAAUCAGACCAUUGCAGAAGUCCUCGAGGCAUCACUACAAGAUUACGAAGAUGGCAUGCAAGCAUGUUAUGAGGCUGCUAAGUUAUGGAUGCAGGUUCCAGCUCCAAAGAGAGGUGAUAUUGUUAGGCAGAUUGGUGAUGCAUUAAGAGCAAAACUCCAGCAACUUGGUCGGCUUGUAUCACUUGAAAUGGGGAAAAUACUUGCUGAAGGAAUAGGGGAAGUUCAAGAGAUCAUCGAUAUGUGUGACUUUGCUGUUGGAUUGAGUCGGCAGCUAAAUGGAUCAAUUAUUCCUUCAGAACGUCCAAAUCAUAUGAUGUUUGAGACGUGGAACCCUCUCGGAAUAGUUGCCGUUAUUACUGCUUUUAACUUCCCUUGUGCUGUUCUAGGAUGGAAUGCGUGCAUAGCUCUGGUUUGUGGCAACUGUGUUGUCUGGAAAGGUGCUCCAACUACCCCCUUGGUCACCAUAGCCAUGACCAAAAUAGUUGCUGGGGUGUUGGAGAAAAACAAUUUACCAGGUGCAAUUUUCACCACCUUUUGCGGCGGUGCUGAAAUUGGGCAGGCCAUAGCUAAAGAUGCACGUAUUCCUUUGGUUUCAUUUACAGGGAGUUCAAAGGUGGGUCUAAUGGUUCAACAGACAGUGAAUCAGAGGUUUGGUAAAUGCUUGCUUGAACUAAGUGGAAAUAAUGCUAUAAUCGUUAUGGAUGAUGCUGACAUCGAACUUGCUGUUCGCUCGGUUCUUUUUGCUGCUGUUGGUACAGCUGGCCAGCGCUGUACUACAUGCCGUAGACUGCUUCUUCAUGAGAGCUUAUAUGCCAAAGUACUUGGCCGACUUCUUGAUGUGUACAAACAAGUUAAAAUAGGGGAUCCAUUAGAGAAAGGCACACUUCUUGGGCCACUUCAUACUCGCACUUUGAAGGAGAACUUUGAGAAGGGAAUUCAGAAUAUCAAAUCUCAGGGAGGAAAGAUCCUGACUGGUGGUUCAGUAAUAGAAUCUGAAGGAAACUUUGUGCAGCCCACUAUAGUUGAAAUUUCUCCUGAUGCUGAUGUAGUGAAGGAGGAACUAUUUGCUCCUGUUCUCUAUGUUAUGAAAUUUCAGACGCUGAAGGAAGCUAUAGAAAUAAACAACUCAGUACCUCAAGGACUAAGCAGUUCCAUUUUCUCCCGCAGGCCUGAGGUUAUAUUCAGAUGGAUUGGACCUGCAGGAAGUGAUUGUGGGAUUGUGAAUGUUAAUAUACCAACAAAUGGUGCUGAAAUUGGUGGUGCAUUUGGUGGUGAAAAAGCUACAGGGGGAGGGCGAGAGGCUGGAAGUGAUUCUUGGAAACAGUAUAUGAGACGCUCAACCUGCACAAUCAAUUAUGGGAGCGAAUUGCCACUGGCGCAGGGAAUCAACUUCGGUUGAAUUUACAACCUCGGCGCAGCUCGGGGCCCCCACUCAAAAGGCGACUGUAGUAUCAGGCGCGAUCGAACGUUAUGAAUAAUUAAAAUCCUUCAUGUCGUAGUUCCUUUGAUUUCAAUUAGUUGGAGGGGGCGCCCUUUAUUUUGCCCCUUACCCCGCCGUCUAUGCGGGUCCAUAUCCCAAGCCAUUGGAAGAAAAGAACCAUCUGGCAAAAUCUCAAACUAUGUUUAUAAGCUGGAGAAUAUUAUUGAUUUCUUUUCUCCUGCUUUUGGUA